AUGCACGCCUUCAUCAACCCGUCGGCUCCUUGGCUGAAAGAGCACAUCAAGGCGUUUGUCCGGCAGCACGUGCCAGACGUCGUCUUGGUGGACGAUGUGGGAGACCUGCCCGAGGGCGGCGUGGACGCGCUCUUCCAGUUUUGCGACGGCUGCUCUCUGACGGGGCACUUUGCCGCCGCCAACGCGGCGAAGCGCUCGCUCAUCAACGCGUACCCCAACAGCGACGCCCUCGCGCGCAAGGACCACCUGGCCGCCCUCGUCGGGUACUGGACGGCCAAGCGGCCCGAGAGCAUCCUCCGGAAGCACUACCCGCACACGGUGCCGCUGACGCUCGACUAUGCCGAGUACGUCGACGACGCCCUGAUGGCGGCCGACGACCUCUCCCUGCUGUCCUCGCUGGAGCAGAACGAGGCCCGGGAGCCCAAGGACCGCGAGUGGUGGAUCCUCAAGCCCGCGCUGGUCGACUCGGGAAUGGGGAUCCGGCUGUUCAGCACCGUCCAGGAGCUGGCAAGCCACCUGGAACUGGUCGAGAACGAGACUGACGAUGAAGAAGAAGAAGAUGAUGAUGAUGAUGAUGACGAUGAUAACGACGAAGAGGAUGAGGAGGAGGCGGAGGCGGAGAAGGAUGGGGACGAGCAAGUAGGGACGACGAAAGCGGACAUGACCGAGGAACAGUCCCCGACCCUGACCAGCCCGGGUCUCCAAUCCCUCGACGCCCUCUUCACCGUCACCAGCCCGACCGCGCCCCCGCCGCCCCUCGUUGUCGACAAGAGCAAGAACAAGAACAAGAGCAAGAGCAAGAGGCCGCGAUACGUCUUCAAGGAAGGGGGCCGGAUCCCGUCGGCGCAGAUGCGGGCCUUCGCCGCGCAGCGGUACCUGGCUGCGGUGCCGACGCUGGGGGGCGGGCGCAAGUGGCACAUCCGCGCGUACGCGCUGGCCGUGGGGCGGCUCCGGGUGUACGUGGCGCGCGAGAUGCUGGUGCUGCUGGCCGCCGAGCCGUACGUGGGCCCCUGGGUCGGGGAGCGGCCCAACAUGCGGGCGGCGCUGACCAACUCGGCCAUGAGGGACGAGGACGACCUCGCGGCCGGCCGGACGAUGCGGGCUUUCUGGGACCUGGGGGAGGAAGAGGAGGAGGAGGAGGAGGAGGCGCGGCGGGCGGACUGGAAGACGGACGUGUUCGAGCAGGUCUGCGGCAUCACGGCCGAGCUGUUCCGGGCGGCGGCGCACACGAUGGCGGACAAGUUCGUCACGGUGGACAAGGCCUUCGAGGUGUUCGGGCUCGACUUCCUGCUCGACACGAGCGGGAACGCCUGGCUGCUCGAGGUGAACGAGACGCCCGCCUUCUACGACAAUCCCGUGGCCGGGCCGGUCGCGCUGAGGGUCCUCGAGGCCGUCGUCUACACCGCCAUGGAGCACAUGGGCCGGGCCCGCGUCGGAGAUGACCCGAGGCACGCCGAGGUAAAGGGCCGGCUGGUGGAGGUGCUGGAUGAGACGGCGAAGCUGGGCAAGAGCAACAUCACCGAGAUCAUUCCCGAGUGA
Molecule: messenger RNA, 1539 nt
Organism: Thermothelomyces thermophilus ATCC 42464
Lineage: Eukaryota; Fungi; Ascomycota; Sordariomycetes; Sordariales; Chaetomiaceae
Product: tubulin-tyrosine ligase-like protein
Exons: 1
Coding region: 1-1539 (512 amino acids)
Biological process (GO): protein modification process
Cellular component (GO): P-body
Source: RefSeq, a predicted model, not a curated record